AUGAGCGACCGAUCCACGUCCACACCGCAGCGCGGUCCAUCCCCGUCGAAGCCACGACCGAAAUGCACACUGCCCCCCGAGAAAUGGCUCUCCGGUCGUAGUGACUAUUCCCCGCUAAAGUCUUGGAGCUCGUCCUAUUUCUCUCAGUUCUUCGAGGAGCAGAUGCGCCAGACACCCGACGGCUCGAAGACCAGGACACUGUACAUUGAUCGCGAUCCGAACACAUUCAAAGCGAUCGCAAGGCAUCUACAGGGCUAUCAUAUUCGGCCCAAAAAUGGCACGGAGUUUGUACAGUUCUUCGCUGAUGCGCAGUUCUAUAGUUUGCCCCGCCUUAUCUCCCAACUCUUCGAAUCCGAGAUCUUCAUUCAAAUCGGCGACAAGGAUUUCCAAAUCCCGCGCGACAUCUUCUCUAAUCCCGGCGACUCCCCGAACUUCUUCUCUCUAGGCUUCGGUGCCUUCUUUGCCUCCCCGACGGAGAUCUUCCCCGGACUUGAUCGUCACGGCCUUUUACGUCCUCCGGCCAUUGUCCCGCCAAGUGUGCCCAAUCGAUCGGGAGAGGUUUUCGCGCAGCUCCUUCACCUCCUGCGCGGAUACCCAUUGGAGAUAAAGAAUGAAACGCACCGUGCCGAACUACUGCGCGAUUGUCGCUACUUUCACCUGCGCGGGUUAGAGCAAAAGUUGAUUCCACAUCAUGUCAGUUUCAAUCCGAUCCGACAACGAUCGGAGAUCGUCGUCCGCCUGGAGGAUGUGCGCCGCUCAGGAGUUAGCGUUGCCCACCACGCCUCGGCCCCGUCCAGCGGCUGGGCCACGUACUCGCGUCCGUUCAUCGACGAGGAGACAUACGACUUGAUUCUCGAGAUCGGUGACGAAACCACUAUUGUCGACCUUGACACCAAGCAUAUUGAAUUCCUAAACUCGACUAAGGCGCGCUUCUCCAGCUUGCUGCAGAUCGUUACGGGAAAGGUCAACCUCCCAGGCCUGCCGGAAGGUCAGUCCACUUCGCCUAGUGUUAAGGUUUCUGUCGAGCGAGACACGGACUUGACCGUCGACGGACAAGUGCGGCACCUAGAAGCCUUCGGACAAGGAUCCGAACAGGCAGAUCCGUCGCAACCUGCGGCUAAGCGCCGACGAAUGGAAGAGCCACCCAAAGAGGGCGGACGGCAUAUCGUCCGGAAUGGCCACUGGCGUCUAGGUUUCCGCCCUAAUGCCGCCGGCGACCGACUCGAGUUCAUCCUGGCAGCGGUGAAGCUGGAUGCAUAUACAGAGCAACGGAGUCGGAAUCAUACACGGGCGUUUCUGGGGUCUUAG
This is a messenger RNA of Aspergillus bombycis, 1308 nucleotides long. RefSeq lists its product as uncharacterized. The record is from RefSeq and is a predicted model, not a curated record. Gene Ontology annotation, biological process: protein homooligomerization. NCBI's taxonomy places the organism in Eukaryota, Fungi, Ascomycota, Eurotiomycetes, Eurotiales, Aspergillaceae. Bases 1 to 1308 code for a protein of 435 amino acids. The transcript is spliced from 4 exons.